AUGGAACCUCGAAUGCGUUUCGACGACGUCGCCUGGGAGGAAAGCGAGAACGUUGAAAGCGCCUGGGUGAAGGACAUCCUUAAGGAAGAAUCGCUGCGAGCAAUUGGAGACUUCAUUGUCAAACAUCGUCAUGGUGUGCCUACAGAAUUGUGUGAUCCCAAGGCCGGUGCUUUCAACGUCCUUUUCCGCAUGAACUGCACUAUGUUUCCUGAGGAGAAGAUCCAGAAUGAGGUAGCGACGAUAAGGUAUAUCCAGGAUAAUACCUCUAUACCCGUGCCAUUUAUCCUGCACUGGGGAUCAAGAGAAGAAAGCCCUCUUGGACUUGGCCCAUUCAUUAUUAUGGAAUAUAUUAACCAUGAGACGGACGUUUGCAAAGUUCUUAACAUACCUGAACUGCAUUGGGAAGAUCGACCUCGCCUUAAUCCGCAUAUAAACCUGGAAAAGCUUGAAAUGUUAUACUGCCAACUCGCAGAUGUAUUGUUACAGCUAUCCAAGCUGGAAUUUCCAAAUAUAGGUUCACUCGAGGAGAUGAACGAGUUUGAGUCAGAAGCUCGCCGUCGGCCACUCUCUAUUCAUAUGAAUGAGCUUAUAAGGCUGGGGACUCUGCCGCGAAAUAAGUUACCGAACGGAAUAUUUGCCUCGUCAUUUGACUAUUUCGAGGCCUUAUCACAGCUUCAUAUUGACCAUCUAACACACCAACGAAAUGAUGCGGUAGACUCAGAGACCGAUUGCCGGCGCAAGUAUAUCGCUAGACAGUUAUUCCGUAAACUCGUCAGGCAACGCCGACUACUAUCCAAGGCGCACGCUGAUGGUCCGUUCAAAUUGUGGUGUGACGAUCUCCGGCCAUCAAACGUUCUGCUAGAUGCGAAUAUGCAAAUUGUUGGUGUGGUAGACUGGGAAUUUACGUACGCUGCGCCAGCUGAGUUCUCCUUCUCCCCGCCCUGGUGGUUGCUCCUCGAACAACCAGAGUACUGGCCAGACGGCUUGGAAAAUUGGAAAGAGAUAUAUGAUAGUCGGCUUAAGAUAUUCUUGAAAGCAAUGACAGAUGUCGAGGACGCCGCUAUAGCGUCAGGUCGGCUUGAUGAGGCCCAGCGACUGUCGCCCCGGAUGAAGGAGAGCUGGGACAGCGGAGAGUUUUGGGUGAUUUACGCGGCGCGGAAGAAUUUCGCAUUUGACUCCAUAUUUUGGAGGGAGCUGGAUCCACGAUUCUUUGGGAAUCCUGGGGUGGCGCAGGAAGAUGCCUGGAGGAAGAGAUUAGAUGUGCUGGAUGAGUUGGAGAGGUCAGGUAUGGAGGAGUUGGUGGAGAGAAAGAUGAAGGAGACGGAGACGAGGGUUUUGGCUUGGGAGGUAGAUGAAUGA
Molecule: messenger RNA, 1359 nt
Organism: Metarhizium acridum CQMa 102
Lineage: Eukaryota; Fungi; Ascomycota; Sordariomycetes; Hypocreales; Clavicipitaceae
Source: RefSeq, a predicted model, not a curated record